Molecule: messenger RNA, 912 nt
Organism: Boeremia exigua
Lineage: Eukaryota; Fungi; Ascomycota; Dothideomycetes; Pleosporales; Didymellaceae
Product: poly polymerase and DNA-ligase Zn-finger region-domain-containing protein
Exons: 5
Coding region: 1-912 (303 amino acids)
Molecular function (GO): DNA binding; zinc ion binding
Source: RefSeq, a predicted model, not a curated record
AUGGGCGUCUACCGAGUGGAAGCUUCACCAAACAACCGUGCUGGCUGCAUUAACAAGGAGUGCAAGGAUCAAGCAACAAAGAUCACAAAGGGCGAACUGCGUUAUGCUAUUCAGGUGACUAUCAAGGACCACCAGUCAUGGCAGUAUAAACACUGGGGCUGUGUCACACCCAAGCAGAUCGAGAACCUGAUCGAAUCAUCUGGCGGCGACACAGAAAUGGUCGAUGGGUACGACGAGCUUCCUGAGGAGUACCAAGAGAAGAUUGACUAUGCUCUUGAGAACCAUCAUGUGCACGAUGACGACUGGAACGGCGACGUCGAGGCGAACCGAGAUGGUCGCUCUGGUAUGCGUCUUACUAAGGCUGAACUGAAAAAGAAGGCGAAGGAGGCCGCGAAAGAUUCUGAUGGCGAAGAAAAGCCCAAGAAGAAGCGCGGCAAGAAGGCUCAAGUUGACGACGACGAAGAUGAGGAAGAGAAGCCCGCACCAAAGAAGAAGGGUGCCAAAGCUGCCAAGAAGGAGACGAGCGAGGCUGAAGACAAGCCUGCUCCUAAGAAGCGUGGCCGACCAGUCAAAAAGGAGGCCGAGGACGAAGAUGAGGCUCCUGCGCCGAAAAAGGCACGCGCUACUCGUGGCAAGAAGAUCGAGUACAAAGAGGAAGAGGAUGACGAGGAUGACGCUCCGCCAAAGAAGAAGAGUAAGCCCAAGGCCACGGCCAAGGCUAAAAAGGCUGCGGUCGAGAGUGAAGACGAGGCUGAGCCUGAGCUUGAGACCGAGGAGGACGCUGUGGUCGAAGACGAAGAAGAAGAGGAGGAAGCCCCCAAGCCGAAGCGCGGCAAGAAGGCUGCUGCGAACGGCGCCGCCAAGGCACCGCAGAAGAGGGGCAGGAAGAAGGCUGUUGCCAACGACGAGUAG